AAAAUGUUCGUAUAAUUGGAUGUGCAAGUUUCUACAAAGAAUAUCAGCAAUGGUGUUUUAGUUCUGGUGAAAAAAAAAUAUUAAAUGAUAAUAAAUUCGGAAUAGAGAUUAAACCAUAUGCUACAAGAUAUCGUCCAAGAACUAAAUAUGGUAGAGAAUACUCAUACAAGUUAGAUCAUAGAGAAAUUAUUGAAAAAAUGCGAGAGAACCUAGGUAAUAAAGAUUUUCUACAUGAAAAACCAGAUUCUACUAAUUCUACUAAUUCUACAGAGAAAUCAAUUGAGGAUGAAUUGGUGACUUUAGACUCUGCCCAUACAGAUCAAUUUUUAGAAGAAUAUUUCCCAGCAGAGGCCCCUCUUACUACUAAUUCUACUAAUUAA
Molecule: messenger RNA, 380 nt
Organism: Entrophospora candida
Lineage: Eukaryota; Fungi; Glomeromycota; Glomeromycetes; Entrophosporales; Entrophosporaceae
Source: the annotation of a GenBank genome assembly